CAUGGAAAGUCUUCAUCGUAGAUGGCAGUUGCUUCUUGUGGCGAUAGUUUUCUGUCUGUGUCAUGUAGAAUCUAAGCCCAGCCAAGUGGAACGCAUUAUCAAUGGUCAAAAUGCAAGACCCAAACAAUUUCCUUAUCAAGUCAUUUAUGAUAUUGAAAUAAAUAAACACUGGAUAACGAUGUGUGGUGGAACUAUAAUCGGUAAGAGGACGAUUCUUACAGCAGCUCAUUGCUUGGAUGGGACGCGUGGCGAAAUCCAAAGAAUAAAAAUUUACCUUGGAGCCGUGGAUAAAAGUAAUAGCACAGAAACUGGACAACAAAUUGUGAUCGUGGAAGCUGGCAGUUAUGUGAUUCAUGAAGAGUGGGAUCUGUGUGAAAUUAUCAAUGAUAUUGCUUUAAUCAAACUACCAACUGAUCUGGAGUUCAACCAGUAUAUUCAACCAGCUAAAUUGCCAGAACCCAAGAGCCUUCAUGCAGACACAAAUGCUAUUGUGUCCGGUUGGGGUCUAGUAAAUGGUCAUACAUCUACUCAGCAUUUGCAGUAUGCGAGCGUAAAAACUAUAUCCAAUAAGCUAUGUGAGUCCUUAAAAGAUUCAAACAAAAAGUUUUAUUCACAUUGGCUAUGCGUCGCACCAAGUAAGAGUGUUACGUGUUCUGGAGACUCUGGUGGUCCACUGGUAGAAAAAAACUCUGAUGGCUCUAGCACUGUGAUUGGUAUCGUAUCGUUUGGAGUAGAGGGUUGCCCUAUUAAUACCCUGAGAUUUUUUACUCGUGUUUCAUAUUUUCUAACCUGGAUCGCUCAACAUAGUAAUGAGCCAUAAAAUAACUUAACAAAAAUCAUGAAUAUAUAAUAUAUACAAAAUAUGAACAUUAACAUUUAA
Messenger RNA from Drosophila mojavensis, 880 nucleotides. RefSeq names its product chymotrypsinogen A. NCBI's taxonomy places the organism in Eukaryota, Metazoa, Arthropoda, Insecta, Diptera, Drosophilidae. The record is from RefSeq and is a predicted model, not a curated record. Bases 2 to 820 code for a protein of 272 amino acids. The transcript is spliced from 3 exons. Gene Ontology annotation, biological process: proteolysis. Gene Ontology annotation, molecular function: serine-type endopeptidase activity.